Molecule: messenger RNA, 867 nt
Organism: Zymoseptoria tritici IPO323
Lineage: Eukaryota; Fungi; Ascomycota; Dothideomycetes; Mycosphaerellales; Mycosphaerellaceae
Exons: 2
Coding region: 1-867 (288 amino acids)
Source: RefSeq, a predicted model, not a curated record
AUGAAGUUCUCAUCUCACCAACAGCAAUUGGAAGGGCUGAUCUCAUGGAAGCGUGUGAGUUUCUGUCUACUCGCCCUGGUGUCGAUUCAAGCCGUGUUCUUGUCUACUCCAUGGAUCAAAUCAUCGCGCGACGCCUCUCCAAAUUUCGACGUCUCAUCGCCACAUCGCGAAGCGGAACAAUCUGCUACGCUGAGGACGACCGGCGCUGCGCUGACCGCUUCCCAAUGCGCCACUCACUUCCCGGAUCUUUACCAUGAGGUUGACAGAGCUACCGGGUACUGGAAGAAGCAACUCCGCCGCACGAUCUCUUCAGAGGAUGUGGACAUCUCAUGGCGCAACGACGGCGCACUUCGGAUCUUGAUUCAUCAGAAUGAGUUACGUAUCCUUCAAACAAAAGGAGUCUGGAGCAACUCCUACCGCGAACGAGCCCUCUCAGUCCUCAGCCAGCUCCAGGAAGCGCUUUGGAGUGCUUCCGCUGCUGGCGAGAUCCUCCCAACUAUCGAAGCCGCAAUAGUCGUAGACGAUAUGUCUCUUAUUCCAACAAAGCAGGGCGACACGCACUCAAUCUGGACGUUCACCUCGACGGAUCGUGACCCCGCUCACCAACGCCAUUGGCUCAUUCCAGGCUUCUCAUUCUACAGCGCUCCAGGCACUGGGUCAUUCAUCGAUGCACAACGUCGCGCGCUCCAGCACGACAGUCCCAUCGUCGACAAAGUUCAACAAGCGAUCUGGCGCGGCGUGCGAUGGACGAAUCCGGAUGUGCGCGGACCUCUGCUCGACUCGACCGUCAACAAAACCUGGGCCGACGUCAAAGAGGUCAAUUGGGAGACGAAGGAGAAUCUCAUGGACAUGGAGGAUAUGUCUUGA